GUCGUAUGCCUAAAAUUAUGAAACCCAAAAACUAAUAAACGAAUUUGAGAGACAGAAAGAGAGAUGAGAGGAAUAGGAGGGCCAUUGCUGACAAUUGGAGAUCUGCUAAGCGACGUCGGAGAAGAGAAUGUUACACCACCAGAUAAUACUCCUGUCUCACCGAUUCAAGAUUCCAAUAAUACCCCUCAUCCAUUGGACCUCGCUAAUCUCUUUCAGGAAAAUUACGAUCAGUUGAAUGAGGCACUUUCUGGUUCUGAUCACUCAUGGACAGCUCUAACUUUAAAGCUAUGCACUGCUCUGGAAACUGCAAAUAAAUUGGUUCAGUCCACCGACACGAAUGUUAGGUUGCUAUCAGAGAAGGUUGGAGAGAUUGAAAAAGUUAUCAAGAGGGGAGAUUCUGCCAUAGCAGCAGCCAAGGCAAUCUGGGUCUCUCUAAAUCAGAAGGAAGGAUCAUCCGUUGGUAGUCUAUCUAUGCAAUAAUCGAGAUCCCAUCAGGAACAACAAGGUUUGUCCAGUCUUUAUAGGAUUUUCCCUGUUAAUAAUGUCUUCAUAAUGAUCUGGAUGAAGAGAAUACAGUACUUUUAUAUGAAACUCGUAACACUUUCUUUGGUCUUAGAUUCUUGUUUAGGCUAGUUUCUCUUUGUCUUUUGGCUAAUUUGGCUGUAUCUCAAUACCUAAAUGUAUUACUUACUGUUUGAAUCAAAAUCCAAAGUGUCACUGUGGCAUGCA
This is a messenger RNA of Pistacia vera, 729 nucleotides long. RefSeq lists its product as uncharacterized. The record is from RefSeq and is a predicted model, not a curated record. NCBI's taxonomy places the organism in Eukaryota, Viridiplantae, Streptophyta, Magnoliopsida, Sapindales, Anacardiaceae. The transcript has 3 exons. Bases 64 to 480 code for a protein of 138 amino acids.